Messenger RNA from Penicillium daleae, 2682 nucleotides. RefSeq names its product PA and RING finger domain protein. The transcript is spliced from 2 exons. The coding region runs from base 1 to 2682 and encodes 893 amino acids. The record is from RefSeq and is a predicted model, not a curated record. Lineage: Eukaryota; Fungi; Ascomycota; Eurotiomycetes; Eurotiales; Aspergillaceae.
AUGCGUCCACCACGUCUCCUCCUGAUACUCUUCUGCCUAAUCUUCUUCCCGAUCUUCCUCACCCUCUUUUCCGCGCUUUCGUCGCCUACUGUAGCGACCCCCAAUACGCUCGCUGGUCGGACGUCCCGGCUGCAUGCCCUAUUUUCAUUCAACGUUCCAUCGUCGCUCUUUCCUCCGUCGGCCAUUAUCAGCCUCACCGAUGACAACUCGACCUUUUUCCUGGCCCGCCCUGCGGCAUUUGGCCCGCUUCUACCCGGCAAAGGCCUAAGCGGCCAACUGUGGGUUGGAAGUGGCUUUGGUGAAGGUGGCUUGACUGCUGGGGUGGAAGGAGAGCUGGGUUGCUCUGAUAUUCCCGGCUGGGGCGAAGGCAACGGUGCCAAGAACCAAGACUCGGCUGCCAGGGGCAGCGAGCAGAAGUCCGGGAAAUCUGGAAGUGGUGCAAUGAACGACACGCCAGCCUCACAGAAUCGCGCCCGCCUGCCCGCCCAGGCCGAAACCGCCAGACAAAACGAUCGAGCCGACGUCGCGGCUCCUCCCUCGUUGAACGAUGGGACCGACGAUCAUUUACAUCAUCCGCUGACUGAUUCCGGUGUUUCGGAUGCUGGGGCGGCUCAGAAAUACGGAGACUACGUUCAAGUCAAGCAGUCUACGCACGCCGAUAUCCAGUCAUUACAGGAGACUGCUGAGAUUCAGGGCAACGUUGUGUUGCUCAGUCGUGGUGGCUGUGGCUUCCUUGAGAAGGUCAUGUGGGCCCAACGCCGUGGAGCGAUUGCAGUGAUUGUUGGCGAUGAUACCCGGGGUGGUAACUUGGUUACCAUGUAUGCACGGGGUGAUACUUCGAAUGUUACCAUUCCAGCCCUGUUCACAUCCUAUACUACUGCACACCUUUUGUCGUCGCUGAUUCCCGCGCAUUCUGGUGGAACUACUGGUCUGGGCGACGCCUUGAAAUCCUUACAUGCCAAGAUUGCUGGCCAGGCCAACGCAGAUACACAGAAACCGGCAACGGUCACGACUACUAAGGCUACCAACGUUCCCUCGUCGACUUCUACUUCCGUUUCCAAGGACCAGUCUGCCGUUCCUUCACAUUCGAAUGGGGGAUUCUUCCGUACUCUCGGCUCAUUGUUUGGCCUAUGCAGCAAGCAUGGAAGCUCAGGACAUCAAGAGGACAGCCGUCGACCACCAAGCAGCGGCAAUAUUGAUUGGCUCACACCGGGUUCGUGGGAUAAGUCUGAGUCUUUAUCAGGCUCCUCCAAAGGCUCGAUGAAUUCGAACCAUCACAACCGCGGCAACGUUAAUGAUAAUCCGAUCUACCAAAAACUCGAGCUGUCAUCUGAGGAUGAUAUUGGUGGAGAUGACUUUGUCAUCGGCGUCCAGGACUGGAGAGAUCCUGAUUUGAUGUUGCCAAAGAGCAACACGCUGCCCGCGCCGAGUACCUCAGUGAGUGGCAAAGAUGGCACAAAAACCUCUGCUCCGGACGCAGACCCAGGGUCGCCGUCCAAUUUGCUUCGAGGUGGCAGCAUCACUCCGGGAAGUGGUGAAUACCAGAGCAUUGAUAAGUUCACUGGUAAUGUUCGUGACACGGACUCGAAAAAUGCCGAUAAGGACCCCAACACUGCAGGCACAUCAUCGGGUUCCUCUGGCAAGGGUUGGUUCUCAAGCCACUUCGGGUGGGGCGAUGAGACAAAGCAGCCUGCACAGCCUUCUUCAGCCGCUACCCAGAGCGCUGCAGCAAUGAAUCAAAAGACUAAAAACGCGAUUUCAUCGUCAAGUCCCUCAGCCAUCAUGUUCUCAGAGCACGAGGGUCUUUGGGUUACAUUGACCCCCACCAGCAUGUCGACAAGCCCCUUCUUCGACACCCUCCUAGUUCUGGUCAUCAGUCCAUUGUUGACGCUCACCGUGGUAUAUGCCUUGUUGUUGCUUCGAUCUCGAAUUCGACGUCGCCGGUGGCGCGCACCCAAAUCAGUCGUUGAGCGCCUUCCUGUCCGAACAUACCACACAAUUGCUCGUACAUCUUCAUCAUCAUCCAGCUCAAGCUCUCCAAGGCCCUCAAGUCCCGGAGCUGUCUCACCAACGUCACCGCUGCUCGGCCACGAACGUCGCUCGAAUCAUUCCCGUCCGACACGGUCGCGCUCUCAAACAGUUGCCGGUGUUCUGACAGACUCGUCUUCAUUGCCCAAGGAAGAGAAAUCGGCAAGUGUGCAAUCGGGCUCAAUAUUGUGGAGACGCAAGUACACCGGGAGACAAGUGGAAUGUGUGGUCUGCCUCGAGGAAUACGUCGAUGGACAGAGCCGCGUGAUGAGCUUGCCAUGUGGCCAUGAAUUCCAUGCGGAAUGCAUUACGCCAUGGCUUACCACCCGCCGACGAACCUGUCCGAUCUGCAAGGGCGAUGUCGUUCGCUCAAUGACCCAUUCUCAACCUGAAGAUUUCCAUAACCAGAACGAAUCUUCCACCAAUCCCCAGUCCCAGGACGCAGACCACCGGUCUGAUCCCACCGCUGCACCCGUUCUCAUUGCCGGAGUCGACGAAGAUGAUGCCUCUGACGACGAACAGAACGUGGGCCUUCUUUCUGGCCACUCGAGCUCGACCCCACAGUCCAGCUGGCGAAACCUCGCUUCGCUCAGCUUCUCCGCCCUUAGUGGCGAUACAAUCUGGCACCAAGCCCGUGCGGACCGGAACCGCUAA